Messenger RNA from Acanthopagrus latus (yellowfin seabream), 2105 nucleotides. RefSeq names its product polymerase (RNA) III (DNA directed) polypeptide C (gene polr3c). Gene Ontology annotation, cellular component: RNA polymerase III complex. The coding region runs from base 140 to 1786 and encodes 548 amino acids. Gene Ontology annotation, molecular function: single-stranded DNA binding. The record is from RefSeq and is a predicted model, not a curated record. The transcript is spliced from 13 exons. NCBI's taxonomy places the organism in Eukaryota, Metazoa, Chordata, Actinopteri, Spariformes, Sparidae. Gene Ontology annotation, biological process: DNA-templated transcription.
GGGCAAAUCCAGGCGAGCCAAGCUAAAGAGCGGAAGUGUUCAUGUGUUGACAACGAGAGGCCACAUGUGUUUAGUUGCACAUCUCUGUGAUGCUUAACAGCAAGGAACACCUCUGUCCUGAAACUUCACCGUAGAAAAGAUGACUUCCCAGGAGGUGCGUCUGUGUGCUCUCCUGCUGCGGGAACACUUUGGAGAAGUGGUGGAGAAAGUUGGAAGGCACCUGCUCAGAAGUGGAGCACAGAAUUUGAGAACCCUCAUUCAUGAGACUGGCAUCUCACUAGACCUGGUGAAGAAAUCCCUGUGUGUGCUCGUGCAGCAUAGCAUCUGUUUGUUCAGCUCAGGUCGUAAAGGACCUGGGAGCCCCACAGAGUAUCGGACCAGCUGCGAUCGGAUUCUACGGAUUCUGCGAUACCCGCGCUACAUCUACACCGCCAAAACCCUGUACGGUGACACUGGAGAGCUGAUCAUAGAGGAGUUACUACAGAGAGGGGACAUGACAAUGAGCAGCACGGUCAAGACAGUGGCUGACCGCCUCACGCAGAACAUGGAGGAGGGUCGCAGCAUGGAUUACAGCGAAGUGUCUUCCGCCUUCUCCAAACUGGUGGAAACUCAUUUUCUUCAGCGAUGCCCACCGAUGGCGGCAGCAGUAACGAAAAACAGUGCUGCCUCAGCCACUCCAGCUACCCCUGCAACCCCGGGUACUCCUGCUGCCCCCGUGAGCACCACCGUGCCCACACCAGAGAGCUUCCCAGACUGUUACAAGGUGCCUCACGUGACACUCAUAGGGAAAGGCAAACGCAGACUGUCCAAUGAGGAUGGAGAGGACCAAAGGAGUGCAAAGAGGGCUAAAAUAGAUUCAGAGACACAUGGUGAUGAGGGGAUUUACUGGCAGGUGAAUUUUGAGAGGUUCCAUCUCCACUUCAGAGACCAGGCCAUCAUCAGUGCUGUGGCCAACAAACUGGACCAGACCAGCAGUGAAAUAGUGAGGACGAUGCUGAGGAUGAGUGAGGUGACGACGUCGCCAACAGCCACCUGCACAAAACCCCUCUCAGCCAAUGAGAUCUUCAGAUCCCUCCCAAGUAGUUACAACAUUGCCAGACCCAUUUUGGACCAGUAUCUCACGCUGCUGGUUGAUGACCCGAUGGAGUUUGUGGGGAAGGCUGGGGAAAGUGGAGGAGGGAUGUACGUCGUCAAUCUGCACAGAGCUCUGGCCAAUCUGGCUCGGGCCACACUUGAGUCUGUAGUACAGGAGAGAUUUGGAUCCCGGUCCGCGCGCAUCUUCCGUCUGCUUCUCAGGAAACGUCACCUGGAGCAGAAGCAGGUGGAGGAUUUUGCCAUGAUCCCAGCCAAAGAGGCUAAAGACAUGUUAUACACACUGCUUUCACAGAACCUGGUCCAACUGCAGGAAAUCCCAAAGACUCCCGACUACGCUCCCUCCCGUACCUUCUAUCUUUACACUGUCAACCAACUCCCGACUGCACGAAUGCUGCUUCAAAACUGCUACAAGACAGUAGCAAACCUCAUAGAACGACGGCUGUUUGAGAGCAAAGAGAGCAAGCGUCUGCUGGAGAAAUCCCAGCGAAUCGAGGCCAUUCUAGCAUCUCUGCAGGCCAGUGGGGCCGAGCCUGAGCAGCUGACGGAGGUUGAGGAGAUGAUCACUGCUCCAGAAAAGCAACAGCUGGAGUCCUUACGCCUUCAUAUCAACAAGUUAGAUUCAGCAGAGAACCAGGUGGAUGAAACCAUCUUCCUACUAGAAUCAUACAUCAACUCAACUGUCACAAGCUGAGAGUCACUAUAACUCACACAUCAUAGUUAUGCCUUUACUUUUCAUGUAUGAAUGCUGUCCAGUGUGGCUGUUUUUAUAGUUGAUAUGACUAGAUUGUUUCAUCUGAGAGUGAUAUAAAACCUGAAAUAGAUUAUUUUGCUUGUUUUUAUUGCAUAAAUCAGUAAAUGAAUAAACUGAGCACAAGAGUACUUCUUUUCAACAGUUUUAAUUUCAUUAAAGAACAAACACAAACCUGUAAGACAAACACUGAACAAAGUGAUCGUUGGAAAUGUAAAACCAUAAAGAAAUCUGUAUAUUAAAUAAAAGCAUUGUGGUUUAA